AUGAGAAGAAGCUUAGAGAAAACCAGCCUAAUUGAGAUCUUGAAGAUAAAAUGAAUAAAAUUCAAGAAUGUGAAAAAUUUUCAGGAAUAUUUUUUUGAUGGAUUUAGUAUUGCUCUUACUCAUCAUUUUAUAAUUUCAUCUUUUAAUAAUUUUGGAAUGGCAAAGCCACUAAAUAUUUUCCUUGAGCUUUGAGUAAUAAGAGUGUUUAUUUAA
This is a messenger RNA of Blepharisma stoltei, 213 nucleotides long. NCBI's taxonomy places the organism in Eukaryota, Ciliophora, Heterotrichea, Heterotrichida, Blepharismidae. The record is from the annotation of a GenBank genome assembly.